GGGACACCGGGCAGCUCCGGGUGGGCGCUGGGGUGGCUGCGGGGCACUGGGCGGUGUGGGAGGGGUCCGCGGGGUCUGCCCGGCCCCGGGGGGGGUGGCUCUGCCGUGGUGUGACGGUGCGUGGGUGCUCCGGGACGGCGGGAGGGGUCCAGGGCCGAGCCCUCACUCGGGGCGCAGGGCUGGCACACGGCUGGUACUGGGCUGGUGGCCACGUCCCCCCGCGCUGCCCAUCCCCGGGGGUCAGCGAAACCCCCGCCGCGUGGUGCUCGCUGUGAUGGGUGGCCAUCGGGGACCCCUCGGUGGGGCCACCCCCGGGUUCCGCUCUGUUUGCGUGGUGCCCCCUGGGCAGGGCGGGUGGUGCUCCUCCUGUUGUGCAAACAAGAACGGGGCGAUAAAAGCACCUGUGGCACAGCGCUGUGCUGCCAACGAGGGUGUGCGCGCCCCGGGCCGGCACGGUGCGGCAUGGCGCGUCCCCAGGGCUGGGGCACAACGUCACCGCGGUGCUGCUCUCAUCGUCCCCACCGCUGCUGAGCCAAAUGCUGCAGCGGCUUCGGAGCCCUCCUGCCCUUCUGGGGUUGGGAGGGGCAUCGUGCCCCUCAGUGCGUGGCAAAAGUACCCAGAGAAUGAACUGGGGAGGUGCUGCGCCCCCCCCGGGGCUCUGCCCCAUCCCUGCUGCUCUGCUCUCUCCUUAGGGACAAUCCAUGGCCAGGAAUUAACAACAUCACAACCGCAGCCCAGCUCGUCCGUAGGUGUCACCAUGUGGAUACCUGACGUGCCUUCACUCAGCUCAGGGGCAGCUGAACCACAGAUAUUGGCACAGGACACAAUUCCCAGCAAAGAGAGCCCAGCAGCACCUCCAUCUUCACUGCACACCACUGCAACACCAUCUUCAACUGCGACCCCAAGCACUGCAGCAGCUGAACUUCCCUCCAGCCCUGCAGAAACACCAUCUCCGCCCAUGACAUCGGGCUCAGCUCCACUGACCACAGCCCCAUCCCACACCCCCGCCACAUCGGCCCCAUCCAGCCCGACCACGGUGCCCAACCACACGUGGUCCCCAGGCACAGCGCCGGCCCCAUCCUCUCCUGGGCAGCCCACCCCCCCUCCCAGCUCUGCUGUUCCCACCGCCAGCCCCGCUCCUGGCACUGCCUCAGCUCUCAGCUCCAGCACUGCACAGCCGCUCAGGACCAGCAGCCUGGCACAGCCCUCCUCCAAAUCCAACCCCGGAGUGGUGGUGGUCGUCUGCCUCUUCGUGGCUGUGCUGGCUGGGGCCGUGGCCAUGCUGCUGGUGCGGCUGUGCCGCUGCAGGAAGCCCCCCUUCCAACGGCUGGACGAGGUGCCCAUGGGCAAAGUGUCAGAGGACUCCCCCUUUGCCCGUCACCCCCCCAGGUGACCCCGCUGUGCCGAAUAAAGACGCUGCAGCCCUGG
Messenger RNA from Phasianus colchicus (ring-necked pheasant), 1428 nucleotides. It is a transcript of the gene CIST1, whose product is annotated as colon, intestine and stomach enriched 1. NCBI's taxonomy places the organism in Eukaryota, Metazoa, Chordata, Aves, Galliformes, Phasianidae. The record is from RefSeq and is a predicted model, not a curated record.